AUGGAAAUCAAGUCUCUCUUGGCUUUGGCCUCCUUCAUCUUCUGUGGAGAAACCCUUGCGCAGACGUCUUCAGAUGACCCUGAAGCAAUUCUUGGACCAAUUUCCCCAAUCUCCAUCGAAAGUGGCCGAUACAUCGUCAAAUUCUCAUCCUCCGGCUCAGCCAGAUUCAGAAAGCGUGACGGAAAUCUUGACACUGCCGGCUUCUUUACCACCCUCCAGGAUGCCGGCAAAGAUGCUUCCCCAGCGGUGAGCUUCAACUCGCAGCUGUUCCACGGGGCUUCCUUUGACCUAAAGAACGAUACUUCUGAAACUGUAGCCGAUAUUCAAGCUCUGCCGGAAGUUGAGAAGAUCUGGUCUGCUGCACUUUUCUCACUUCCCAUCACGACUGAAGCGGUUGUGCAGACAGAGUUCCCCACUUGGAACCCUCACAAUGACACCAACGUCGCUCUUGCGCAUGCCAACGGCCAUUUCGGCGAAGGUGUGGUAGUUGCGAUUGUUGACUCUGGUGUUGAUUACAAUCACCCUGCUCUUGGAGGCGGUUUCGGCUCAGGGUUCAAGGUCGAGAGCGGCUACGAUUUUGUCGGCGACAACUACGAACCUGGAGAUGUCUACCUUCCAGACGAGGAUCCUAUUGACUGCAACGGUCAUGGCACACACGUUGCUGGCAUCAUCGCCAGCAGCAACGAGUUCGUGCCUGGUGUUGCACCGUCGGCCCAUCUUCGUGCCUAUAAAGUAUUUGGGUGCGGGGGCAGCACCUACGAGGACGUGAUUGUUGCGGGCUUCCUCCGAGCUCACGAGGAGGGCGCAGAUAUUGUCAGUGCCUCGCUUGGUUCCAACAGAGGAUUCGUCGACACCCCUCUUGCGGUGGUGGUAACCGCCAUCCAAGCUGCCGGCACCUUUGUCUCCAUCGCUGCUGGAAACGCUGGCGAAAGCAGUAAGUCUGCCUCAAAUCGAGAGAAGUAG
Colletotrichum fioriniae is the source of this 963-nucleotide messenger RNA. RefSeq lists its product as uncharacterized. The record is from RefSeq and is a predicted model, not a curated record. Gene Ontology annotation, molecular function: serine-type endopeptidase activity. NCBI's taxonomy places the organism in Eukaryota, Fungi, Ascomycota, Sordariomycetes, Glomerellales, Glomerellaceae. Gene Ontology annotation, biological process: proteolysis.